CGGUGUUUAGAAAGUCCGACAUCGGGAGCACGAUGAGGUACACCUUGGUACCAGAAGACGGUACCCAUCGGAAAGGUGUACCAGAAGGUUCACCAGUCCCGUCCGCGGUGGGGGUAACCUUAAGCUAGCGGUGUCAGACGGUGCCGAACGCUCACUGCUCGUCGAUUCGCCGAGCGAUCGACAUCGAGUGUUCAGAGAGGAUUUUUCGUCUCGGAGGCAGCUGUCGCGCGGAAGAAGAGGAGGAAAGGAAGAAGGUGAAGAAGAAGAAGAGGAGCCAAUUUAGCUGUCGAUCAGUGCUUGGAAAGGUACACCCAGGGAAGAUGGAGAAGGAACAACCGGACUCGUUGGCCACGGUAGCCGUCGUCUCGGAGAAGAUGGCACAGCCUCAUAGCAAUUACGCGCCCAGCGAGGUUUACUCUUCUGCCGAACCGCCGCCGGCAUACAUGAGGCCAAAGAGUACAGCCGUUCAAAUCGCCAGGAUCGCGGCGGUUACUAUGGUGACGAUGUCCGUGGUCCUGGGAAGCUUCAUCCUCGCCGCUUCCUGGGUCCAAGCUCGUGCGUCCUGUACUCCUGAGUCGAUAGCCGCGAUGCAAGCGGAACUGAGGCUCCAACAACAACAACAACAACAACAACCUUCUGUUACCUAUCAGCAAGGUGAAUUCUUGAAACAUUUGCAGCCAGAAGCGCUCAUACAGGACACGAGUGAGACGAAGGAGGCACAACAGACUUUAGUUGAACAGGCGCCAACGAAGGAGCCUGAGCCAGAUACCAAGGAUAUUAAACUCCAAAAAGAAGAUGAAAAUAAUUCGAAGUCGGACAGCGAGAGCAGCGACCAUGACGAUGAUGAAGAUGACUACGAUGACGACGAGUUCCCUCCGAUGCACAUUAAACUGCCCCUGCAGUUUAAUUUCGACGAUAUCGCAGGCACUUUGAUCCAAGAGGCACGUAGCAGAGUUUCUUGCGUGGUGGAAAGACGUAGAGCUGAUCAAGUAAUGGACGGUGCUAAUGACAAUAAGAUAGAGAAUGGUACUGAUUCUCGUUAUCAAAGGCUGAGCGGUGAACGCGUUGCUAUCCUUUGCGAAUCUGGAAAUCCUCAUCAAGAACAACAAGAACAAGAGAUGCUUACCCCGAUCAUCAUCCCUCUGGGAACUGUCCAAGUACCUCUUCAGUCUCAGGAUGUCAACCCAGGCUACCACCAAUACCAAGUGCACACUCAGUAUCAAGUUCCUGACAUGCAACAGUUGCCUCUGAGCGAUCCGCGUGGGUUGAACCACAUCCCGCCCGGCAUACUUCCCCCUGAACUGCGACAAAUUCCUCAAAUAAAUACCGAAAUGAGGCCACCGCGAGUGGGACCGCAAGGACCAAUGAUGGGACCUCAAAAUCAACCGCUGGGACCGCAAAUUGAAGUGCGCCGUAUUCCCAUCGAACUCCGCCACUACCCAGUGAACCCUGUGAGAGGUAUGCGACCCCCGAUGCCCCAGGAGCCUCAGAUAAUGUUCCAUCAAGUUGAGCAGAAUCCUGGUGUAUACGGUCCAGAACAAGGUCCAGCCAUGAUGCCUCCUCCAGUUCCACAGUCAGAAGCCCAAGUUCACGAACAGAGGGUUAUCCCGCACAUGAUGAUCCCGCAGACCGAGCAACGACCACCCCAAGUUCAACCUCAGGUGCAACCGCAGAUGCAGCCUCAGAUGCCACCUCAGAUGCCACCUCAGAUGCCACCUCAGAUGCCACCUCAAAUGCCACCUCAAAUGCCACCUCAAAUGCCACCUCAGCCACAACCUCAGCCUCAGCCACAGCCGCAGCCUCAGAUUCCUGAGCGAGUACGUUCACCGUUCCAAGGAAUUCCGUUCGAAAUCCGUAGGAUCAUCCAGCAAGUGCCUUUGGAGAUCAAAAAUAUCAUCCAGCACAUCACUGGAGAAGCGAGACCAGUUCCUGCGCAGGUGCCAGAUGGUGCUCGCCGCGAGAACGUUCAAGAAUUCAAACCGUUCCCCGAAGGAGCACAACCCAUUCCUUUGGGACUUCCACUUCCCAUAGAGGUGCGAAAUCUAUUGGAACAUGGAAACAUCGAAGGUCGCCAGAGGCCAGAUGGGUCGAACGAACAACAGGAAGGUAAAUCUUUCUCUGAAUCAGAAGACGAAAGCGAAGAGGAGAGGAACUUCCCUGUACCAGCGGAAAUUCGUAAUAUAAUCCACCAGGUUGUUGACGCGAAUUCUUUCGCCAUUCCAAGAUUUGCUCUUCCGUUGAGACCCGUGGAAUCUUUGGAAAUACCAGUUGAAGCUCGUGCUGAAGUGACUGACGGUCAGAGUUCCGAGCAAGAAUCAGAGCAACGACAACAGGAACAGCAACAGACUCAUAUGAUGAUACAACAACAACAGCAUCAACAAAUGCAACAGCAGCAACAGCAGCAGCAGCAACAGCAACAGCAACCACAGGAACCGGAAGAAGAAAGCCGCCCGCACUAUGUGCAACCACGUUCAGUGCGAUCCAUUCCGGAAGCGUUCACCCACCGCCGCGAGAAACGCGUCCGUCGUUGCGCCUGUGACUGCGCUUGCUAAUUCCACGUUCGUCACGUCGGAUCGGGUGUGGACCGUUGCACCCGGUCGAGUAUAACGUUAUAAAAAGAAGAGACGUUCAUCCUGGAGUACACGCGACGGGUUCACGCAAUCAAACGGGAUACCAUUGCACUCGUUCCUUUCAAAUUUCGCAUUCUUACGAGCUUCGAUUGCAACAAAUGCAACUUGUACAUCGAACAAGAAAAGCCGAUUCGGUUAGAGGGUAGCAAAGAUUAAAAGUGUUUCGUUAACUUCGUCAUGUAAUCAUCCUAACGAUACAACGGGGCCACGCCUGCGUUUCGUUUUGGUUGAUCGUGCUACUUUGGUAUAAAAAAAAGAGAUAAGAUAACAAUAAAAAAAAGAAGAAAAGAAACUAUGUAGCUGCGGUGAUAUCGUAAAAUUUUCUAUCGUACCAGUGAUAUUUUUUGAACUAACAUACCAGCAUCGGAGUAAGCGCAUUAAUUUUCGUUAUUUUCCUCUUCUUUGCGUGAUAAUGGCUACAUACAUAAAGGGAAAACGGGCGAGACAGAAAUAAAUCUGUGAUUGUUUCGAAACAACUUUUUUUAUUAUAAUUGGCAACAGACUCAUUCGAAACAUGAGAAAUUCGAUACGUUGUAGAUGAAUGUGGCCAAGAGAGUCUUCGAAUGUUUUAUUAUAUAUGAACAUUUUUCGUCAGGUCUUAUUGAACAAAUUGUAAAAGAUUUUUGUUGUUUGGACGGAAAUAAAUUUUGAUUAUUCGAUUGUAGAGCUCAAUCGAAUUUGAUCACAACGUAUAUUCGGGUAGCUUUUGACUAUAUGUACUUAGAUACUCGGUUUGU
Messenger RNA from Nomia melanderi (Alkali bee), 3367 nucleotides. RefSeq lists its product as uncharacterized. Lineage: Eukaryota; Metazoa; Arthropoda; Insecta; Hymenoptera; Halictidae. The record is from RefSeq and is a predicted model, not a curated record.